Messenger RNA from Dothidotthia symphoricarpi CBS 119687, 1667 nucleotides. Its product is annotated as MFS general substrate transporter. Lineage: Eukaryota; Fungi; Ascomycota; Dothideomycetes; Pleosporales; Dothidotthiaceae. The transcript has 6 exons. Gene Ontology annotation, biological process: transmembrane transport. Gene Ontology annotation, cellular component: fungal-type vacuole membrane. Bases 1 to 1284 code for a protein of 427 amino acids. The record is from RefSeq and is a predicted model, not a curated record. Gene Ontology annotation, molecular function: transmembrane transporter activity.
AUGAGCAGCCCAGCCAUAAAAGAAAGCGUACCACCUGCAAAGCCGCUCAUAGAGCAGCCUGGGCUCGCUCCGGAAGGGGGCACUCGGGGAUGGCUCUGUGUUACGGGCGCUUUCUUAGGCAUUUUCUGCACAUUCGGUUUCCUCAACGCCAUUGGCUUAUUCCAAACCACCUAUCAAGAGACAAGUCUCAGUGAAUACACCCCUUCAGAAAUCUCCUGGAUAUUUGCCACGCAACUUGCUCUUAUGUGGGCGCCUGGGCCAAUCUUUGGACGUCUCAUCGACACCUUCGGCCCGGCGCCGGUACUCUACCCUAGCUCACUUCUAUGCGUCUUCUCGCUCUGUAUGACGAGCUUGGCCGACAAAUACUAUCAGAUUUUCUUGGCGCAGGGUCUUGCGUUUGGGAUCGGUGCCGGGGGGGUCUCCACAACAUCCAUGGUGUGCGUUGGUCAGUGGCACAUUCGUCGUCGAGCCUUAGCUAUAGGGAUUGCCACUGCUGGAAGCAGUGUUGGUGGUAUUAUCUUCCCCAUCUUCUUCGAUCGUGUCAUGCAGAGAGUGGGGUUUCAGGGAGCUAUACGGUACACAGCACUCCUGAUAGGCAUUCUGUUGGCAGCGUCAUGCUUCCUCAUCACCUCAAGACUUCCUCGCAAGAAGUGGGACUGGGAAGCGAAAUGGUUCGACUUGGCGUUGUUCAAGGAGAGGCAGUUUGCUCUGUUCACGAUUGGAGCAUACUUUACCAUGUGGACCAUAUUUGCGCCUCUGACUUUUCUUCCCGGCAUGGCACUAGAGCAGGGCUUCUCAGCCUCGCUAGCCAUCUACCUCCUCUCCAUCAUUAACGCAACAUCAGUCUUCGGGAGAACUAUCCUUCCGUAUUUCGCAGAUCAGAUUGGCUCCUUCAACAUUGUUACCAUGAGCGCUGGUAUGAGUGGAGUAUGCAUGCUUGCUCUAUGGUUACCCUUCAAUCACCACCACAGCCAUGCAGGAAUCAUUGUCUUUGCAUUGGCGUAUGGGUUCUUCAGCGGGGCCUUCAUCUCCUUGCUGAUGCCUUGUGUGGUCAGAGCCGGCAACAUCCAGACGCUGGGACGACGGUUCGGAACUUUCCAGAUUAUCAUGUCAAUCAGCAAUCUCACCGGACUUCCUCUUAUGGGUGCAAUCUUAAACCGACAAGGCAACCACGAUUUUUCGGGGUUGACUAUCUUCGCGGGAGUUAGCUGUCUUCUUGGUUCGAUUGUCCUCACUGCGGCUACUUAUUUCCUGGGAAAGACACAAGGCUCGUGGAAAGUGUAGCGUAAGAUGUUACGUCGUUGAUGAGUCUGUUACUUGACUACAGACUAGUGUGUUGGAGACCGAGGUCGAACCUCCUGUAUCAUCACCUUGCUACUUUUACCAUGGUCAGACGUUCCAGACUUUGGCUUGGUGAUAGGAUGGUGUGCCCCGCCGCUCGCAACCGACAUUGGAUAGAGUCAUGAUUCAUGCCCCGGCAGUACGGUGGUGGCUGUUCAAUAGGCCUUGAAUAAAUUUGGCAAAUAGAUUGUCGGUUGCUAAAAUGAAUAGAACUUAGCUAGAUUCGAAAGGUCUAUAGUCUUGUUAACCUUUUUCGUUUCUACACUCUCUCCUACAUGUUGUGUUUGUUCAACCCCUCCGCAGUCUCGCUCUGUAUUGACUGAAUU